Messenger RNA from Histoplasma capsulatum G186AR, 345 nucleotides. RefSeq lists its product as uncharacterized. Lineage: Eukaryota; Fungi; Ascomycota; Eurotiomycetes; Onygenales; Ajellomycetaceae. The transcript has a single exon. The coding region runs from base 1 to 345 and encodes 114 amino acids. The record is from RefSeq and is a predicted model, not a curated record.
AUGGACCAAGAUCGCUUCAAGCUUAUUUUCUUUGCACCGCUAACUCAUGUGGAGGCUUGCAAAGACGCCGUAUUCGACGCAGGCGCUGGUCAAUACCCACAAGGGAAAUAUACCAAGGUCUGCUUCCAAUCCCCGGGUACCGGCCAAUUCCUCCCUGGGGGGGAUGCAAAUCCGACCAUCGGUAAAGUCGGUUCCCUGGAGUUUGUUGAAGAAAUGCGCGUGGAAGUCUUGUGCAUGGGUCGAGCUACGAUGCAGGAAGCUGUAAAAGCGCUGGUCAAGGCACAUCCCUACGAAGAGCCCGGUUACGAGGUUUACAAGCUUGAGAACAUUUCGGUUGAAGAAUAA